UUUUAUUUCUGGUACUAUUUUCUGAUUGGCAAGAAUAUAAUUUUUUCUUACCUCAUAGGAUUUUCUUCUGGUACUGUUUUCUGAUGGGCAGGACCCCGUCAGAUUUUAGUAUGGAGGUACACUUUUCUGGUGGGUGCCGUUUUCUGAUAGACCACACCAUCUGAGUUUUCAGUACCCCCUCAGAUUUUAGUACCAGGGCAAGCUUUUCGGAUUGGUGCUGUUUUCUCUUCAAUUUCCAGGACCCUUCCAGAUUACAGUAGCAAAGUUUGAUUUUCUGAUGAGUGCUCUUUUCUGAUGGACUAGACUGUAAGUUUUCAGGAUUGUGUCAGCAAGGGGUUCUGACAGGUUCCAGAAAACGUAUGGUACUGAAAUCUGGCAGGGUCCUGGAAACUGAUGGGGUCUAGUCCAUAAGAUAAUAGUUGGUACUGAAGACUGAUGGGAUCCUGAAUACUUACAGUCUAGUGUCAGAAAACAUCACCCAACAGAAAAGCGCAGCUUGAAAUCAGACGGGGUCCUGAACAUGUACAGUCUAGUUCAUCAGAAAAGUGUACCUCGGUACUGGAAGCUGACAGUACUGGAAAUUUAUGGGCUAGUGCUAGUUCAAAGCAAGGCAGGAUUGGAAUUCAGGACCUACAGGUUCAUAUAGCACUCCCUUUGCUGUUAUCCUAUUCAACAACAGCUCCUCACCUGCACUCAAAGGAAUGGAAGAUGCAGCCUUGAAUGAGGAAAAGCGAAGUUUAUAAAGCAAGUCCAAGAUCCUGCCAGACUAAACAUUUCCAGACAAUCCCAGAUACCCAAUGCAAAGAAAGGAAAGCAUGAUUUCAAACUGUUUCUGAUAUUAACCAAUCCUCUAAUAGGCAAAGCUGUUUCCAAAGACUUUUUGCUAGGCUCACAAUCACUUGCAGUCUUGUGGACUACACAAGUCUCCUCACUAACAGUGAAGUUAAUGAACUUAAGCACACACAGGCUUUGUUGUCAGGACAAAAUGAAUCCUUCAAACAAAUGUCUUGCCAAAAAGGAAGCUGCUCUGUUGGUGACAAUAGAGAUUCAAUAAUACAGUUUCAAGAAAAAUAAAGUAUUAUAUUGUUUAUUUCAAAAUAAUAUUAGAAUAAUGUAAUAUAAUAUUAUUAAUAUUACAUAAUAUUACAUAAUAUUACACAGUAUUAAUAUUAUUAAUACUACAUAAUAUUAUAGCCAACUAAUGGCACAGUGGGGAAGUAACUUGCUUAGGGAGGAAGAGGUUGCUGGUGUGAAUCCCCGCUGGAAACACCUAUAUCGAGCAGCAGUGACAUAGGAAGGUGCUGAAAGGCAUCAUCUCAGACUGUGCAGGCAAUGGCAAUGGCAAACCCUUCCUGUAUUCUACCAAAGAAAACCACAUGGCUCUGUGGUUGCCAGGAGUCAACAUGGACUCAACAGCAUAACUUUACUUGAUUAAAAUCAGACAGGAAAUUUCUGCUUAUGUUCAUGCAGCUUGGAAUUCAAUAAGAUAUAGGAGCGAUUCAAAACUCCUCCAUGCAAGAUAAAGGGUUUAGGAGACGCCUGGGGACAGCCGAGCAGAUUAGGUCCCUUGGAUAAUGUCGCGAAGGAGCUGGGCUCGCAUUUGCUUCAGACACUGGAUGGGUUUGUUUUUGUGGUAGCAUCUGAUGGCAAAAUAAUGUAUAUCUCAGAAACAGCUUCUGUUCAUCUAGGUUUAUCCCAGGUGGAACUCACUGGUAAUAGCAUUUAUGAGUAUAUACAUCCAUCAGACCAUGAUGAAAUGACAGCAGUUCUGACAGCUCACCAGCCUCUUCAUCCUCAUCUCUUACAAGAGUAUGAAAUAGAGAGAUCUUUUUUUCUGCGAAUGAAGUGUGUCUUGGCCAAGCGGAAUGCAGGUUUGACAUGUAGUGGUUAUAAGGUGAUCCACUGCAGUGGCUAUUUGAAGAUACGGCAGUACAUGUUGGAUAUGUCUUUGUACGAUUCUUGUUACCAAAUUGUGGGGCUGGUUGCUGUAGGUCAAUCAUUACCUCCCAGUGCAAUCACCGAGAUCAAACUUCAUAGUAAUAUGUUUAUGUUCAGAGCAAGUCUAGACUUAAAAUUAAUAUUCCUCGAUUCCAGAGUGACUGAAUUAACUGGAUAUGAGCCACAGGACCUGAUAGAGAAGACUCUCUAUCACCAUAUACAUGGAUGUGAUGUAUUUCAUUUACGAUAUGCUCACCAUCUCUUGCUGGUGAAAGGACAAGUCACAACCAAGUACUAUCGAUUACUAUCAAAGAACGGCGGCUGGGUUUGGGUACAGAGCUAUGCUACCAUUGUGCACAAUAGCCGUUCAUCGCGACCUCACUGCAUAGUGAGUGUCAAUUAUGUCCUAACAGAUUUAGAAUAUAAGGAACUUCAGUUAUCAUUGGACCAAGUCACCGUUUCUAAGUCACAGUUUUCAUGCAGAAAUUCAGUGUCUACCUCACAAGAAACGAGAAAAGCAACGAAACCCAGAAGUAAUAAAAUGAAAACAAAACUCAGAACAACUCCUUACCCACAGCAGCAAUAUGGCUCCUUCCAGACAGACAAACUGGAAUGUGGCCAGGUUGGAAGCUGGAGAUCCAACUCCACAGCAAAUUCUGCCACCAUCCAAGAACAAACCUUCCAUUCAGAAAACAGCGAACUUUUAUAUACCCCAUCGUACAGCUUACCUUUCUCCUACCAUUAUGGACACUUCCCUGUAGACCCUCAUGUAUUCAGUGGCAAAAAACAAAUGCUGCCUUCUAAAUUUGGGCAGUCUCAAGGAACACCUUGCGAAGUAGCUCGAUUUUUCUUAAGCACACUGCAGACAAGUGGAGAGUGCCAGUGGCACUAUGCCAAUUCGCUUGUACCAAGCAGCCAAUCACCAUCUAAAAGCCCUCCUGAUCAGUCAGCAAGCAACAUACGCCAUAAUCUCCUACAGGGCUAUGAAGUGCCACUACCAAACAGAAGAUACAGUCAAGAAGGCACAUCAGACAGCUUUGUGAGCUGCACAACCCUAACACCAAACAGUAGAUAUAAAGAAGAAAUCUAUGAUUCCAGCAUUAUAAAACACAGCAAAAUGGAAAACAGAAUAUACCCAGCACAUCAUCAGCUCAUUAAAGAAGAAAAUAAGCUAGUUUUCAACAGAGACUUGCAAGAAAAAAAUAUUAGUGAAAGACCUUAUUCAAAUUCCUUUUUAUCAAGAUCAGAAUGUUUCCAAACUAAAUCCAUUGGACAAUUAAGCCAUCUUCUCCCAGUUCCAACGGUAUAUGAACAAACAAGGAGAAUUUGUAUGAAAGAACCAAAAUAUGAGCAUAUUGCUCAUCAUGCUACAAAUUUAGGUGAGCUGGAAAAUGACGACAGGAUGACAGUAAAGUUUGACCACGACUCUGAGCAUGACCACACAGUGGAUGCAAGACACACAGGACAAGUUCCAUUUGUACUUCUGAACUACCACCGUGUUUUAGCUAAACAUGGCACAUUUCAAACCUCUUCAUGUACUGCCACAGGACAUAUAGCAGAAAAUUAUGGACACAGUUCUGAAGAAAUAAAUACGUUUUACAAAAACCAAAGCCCCUCAUCAGCCUCCUCCCCUGAGACCCACAAGGAGCCUGCACUUCCCCAUUAUAUUGGAACUUCAGUAAUAAUAGCCAAUGGAAGGUGACAAUAAUAGAAAGCCGUUUUUUUAAAUUAAAAAAUAAAGCAAACUGGAAUAGUUUCCAAAAAGCAUGAGAAUACAUGGUUGCAUUUAGUGAGCAUGGUGUUUAAAGCCAAUGAGACACAGAUUUGCAUGCAUUCUUGGCAAGCCAUGAGUUACAAUACCUUUAAGGUCAGGGAAAAAAGACAUCUAGCUUCAGUACUUCGUUGUUAGAGAUUAAUCUCUGCAGUUGACUUUGCCUGUAAGAUCAUAUUUUUGUUUUUCUUUUUUCUCUUCAGUGUAGUAUCAUAGAAGUUUUAUGUUCUGGUACAAAGGCUGACUGUUUUCUUACAAAUACAAUGCCAAAAUGUAUUUGAAUGCCAGAGACCAUCUGGCAAACGGACAGUCUGAUACGGGACAGUAAUUACCACAAUUAUUUGUGACAGUCAUCAUUAAAACCAUCUUCAGACACAUUAGUCUGGGAACAUGCAUUAGCCUAAUCUCUAAAAUUAAAUCUUUAAUUUUGA
Molecule: messenger RNA, 4140 nt
Organism: Hemicordylus capensis (graceful crag lizard)
Lineage: Eukaryota; Metazoa; Chordata; Lepidosauria; Squamata; Cordylidae
Gene: SIM2
Product: SIM bHLH transcription factor 2
Exons: 11
Coding region: 1655-3640 (661 amino acids)
Biological process (GO): regulation of transcription by RNA polymerase II
Molecular function (GO): RNA polymerase II transcription regulatory region sequence-specific DNA binding; DNA-binding transcription factor activity, RNA polymerase II-specific; protein dimerization activity
Source: RefSeq, a predicted model, not a curated record